UUAAAAGAUAUUGGUGGAAGAUUUAUGAUGAAAAAAUAACAUGCAAUCCAUUUUCCCCAUGAAAUCGUCUUUCGAAGCAUUCCAUUGUCGUCUUCGAUUGCUAAGUGCUCAAUCUGGAGGGUCUACUCCACGGCGGUCAACCUCAAGUGCGAUAGCAAGUCUGGCGAAGCUUCCUCCAUCUACUUUCGACUUCUGUAGAAUUGUCAAGCUCUCUCUCUCGAGUUCAACGUGAUUGAAACCCUAAUCGGAAGCAAACUGGAGCACUUGAAUUGCCGCUAAAUCUGUUGCUGCAAAAGAACCAGAUACGUUACUAUUUUUCAACGCAGAAGCUACCAUAACCAGUCCUUCAUGAUUUCUAACUACAAUCCUGAUAAAUUUGUUGCAAGCUGAAAUCCAACAUCAAAAUUUAACACAAGGGGGUCCUAACUCACAGUCCGAAGAGAUGCAGAGGGUAAUCUGAAAAUGUAUCUAGUUGAUCCCAAACUGGUUUGAUGGAUGUGCAGCCACUGAUGGCAUGGUUUAAUGUUGGUCAGUGCAUUUUUGAAGGAAUAACAUUAAACCACUAGACGGAGCAGAUGUUGUAAGGUAAAACCUAGCGACGACAUUGAUUUUAACCAAGUCUCUUCUAGCCUCGUGAAUCGCCAUCCUCAAUUCUCAACUACCAUCAUUGAAGUUUCUUCAAUGUCACUUUCACAUUUCUUUCAAGUCUCUAAAAAGGCAUUUGGCUUCGUUUCGCGACGGGGGAGUCAACCAAAUUUUACACUUCCAGAGGAACUAUGCAUUCGUCAGUUUUCACUAGCAGAGAUCAAAGCUGCGACUGCCAACUUCGAUGAAGGCUUGAUUCUUGGUAUAAGUAAUUUUGGAUCUGUAUACAAAGGGGUUAUAGAUAAUGGGACCUUUGCUGUUGCUAUCAGACGCAUGAAAUUUAGUCUGAGUGCGUUCCGAACUGAAGUGGUAUUCCUUAGCCAGCUGAACCACUUAAAUGUUGAAUCUCUCAUUGGAUUCUGCAAUGAGAAGGGGGAAACAAUCCUUGUUUAUGAAUACCUGAGCAAUGAAUCGCUCUUUGAUUGUCUCCAUGGUAAUGGUAUCAGUUGCAAUCCAAUUCCCUGGGAAAAGAGGCUAAAAAUCUGCAUCGGUGCAGCGCGUGGAUUACAUUACCUUCAUACCGGAGCAAAGUAUAUAGUACUGCACCGCAACGUGACCAGCAACACUAUUCUUUUAGAUCAUGAAUUGGUUCCUAAGCUUUCUGGGUUCUUUUUGUCCAGGUUAGGGCCUCAUAGCAUGUCAAAAGCUUCAAUUAAAAAAGAGUCACUAGAUGUGGGGGCUACUUUCGGAUACCUUGAUUUAGAAAAUCUGUCAGGAAAAAAUGAUGUCUAUGCAUUUGGUGUUGUCUUACUCGAAGUAAUUUGUGGUAAAAUAUCUCUGCCAGCCUGCGCAAAUUGGUGUAUCGAGAAUGGGACCUUUUAUCACAAUAUUGAUCCAUAUUUAAAGGGAAGGAUAGCCCCAGAGUGCUUCAACAACUAUGUGGAGAUUGCUAUGUCUUGUGUCUCUUAUAGCGCAGAAGAACGACCAUCCAUGGGUGAAGUAGAGGCGACUCUACAGGAUGCACUGGAACUGCAGAAGAAAGCAGACUCUGAAAUGAAAAGUAUAAUUCCUCACAGCGGGGUCAUGUAUGAAGAUGAACUAUUUUGUGCACCUUAAUAACAUUGAAGAAUGAAAAGCCAUGAAGUGUGAUAAAAUUUCUGGCAAUGAUAGCACAGCAGUUGGGGAUUUAAUAGCCAUUGAAGUAUGAAGAUACAAAACAUAUGUGCUUUUAGUUGAUGUCUAUGGGAACUACGCAGUGUUCUGUUUGUUAUAGAAAGUUUCUUCUUCUAUUGCUAUUGAAGAUCUUAACUCAUAUAUCUAUCUAUGCAACCCAUUUCUAAAUUUGUUAACAGAAUUAGUGCCCUUUCUCAUUAGCAUGUAUACACCAAUUUUUUUCUCAAAUUACAGGACUUUUGUCUACUUGUUAAGGAAAGGAACAUGCGAUUGUGUUCUCGGAUAUGCUUGAGUCAGUUGAUGUAUAAAAAUUGUUUGUUUGUUUUCA
This is a messenger RNA of Gossypium raimondii (Peruvian cotton), 2086 nucleotides long. RefSeq names its product receptor-like protein kinase FERONIA. Bases 682 to 1701 code for a protein of 339 amino acids. Gene Ontology annotation, biological process: protein autophosphorylation. Lineage: Eukaryota; Viridiplantae; Streptophyta; Magnoliopsida; Malvales; Malvaceae. Gene Ontology annotation, molecular function: transmembrane receptor protein tyrosine kinase activity; ATP binding. The transcript is spliced from 3 exons. The record is from RefSeq and is a predicted model, not a curated record. Gene Ontology annotation, cellular component: plasmodesma; plasma membrane.